Blastocystis hominis is the source of this 535-nucleotide messenger RNA. RefSeq lists its product as hypothetical. Gene Ontology annotation, cellular component: ribosome; cytosolic large ribosomal subunit. The record is from RefSeq and is a predicted model, not a curated record. Gene Ontology annotation, molecular function: RNA binding; structural constituent of ribosome. The transcript is spliced from 2 exons. Lineage: Eukaryota; Bigyra; Opalinata; Blastocystidae. Gene Ontology annotation, biological process: translation. The coding region runs from base 29 to 535 and encodes 168 amino acids.
CGUUCUAUAGAGCGAUAAAACUAACGUGAUGCGUACUAUCCGAGUUGAAAAACUCGUUAUUAACAUUUGUGUUGGAGAGUCCGGAGAUGCCGUCUCCAAGGCCGCUCGUGUGUUGCAGCAAAUCUCUGGCCAAGAGCCUGUGUAUGGAAAGGCCCGUUUCACGAUCCGCUCUUUUUCUAUUCGCCGUAAUGAGAAGAUCUCUGUGCAUGCCACUAUUCGAGGUGAAAAGGCGCUUGAAAUCCUUGAACGCGGCCUGAAGGUGAAGGAGUAUGAGUUAGUGAAGAGAAACUUCUCUGAGUCUGGAAACUUCGGCUUUGGUAUUCAGGAGCAUAUUGAUCUCGGUAUUAAGUAUGAUCCUAACACAGGUAUUUUCGGUAUGGAUUUCUAUGUGCAAUUGGCACGUCCUGGCGGUCGUGUGAGCAAGAGAAAGGCUCAGCGAAGCCGAAUUGGUUACUCUCACAAGGUUACGCGGGAGGAAGCCAUGGAAUGGUUUAAGAAGACUUAUGAUGGAAUUAUUCUGGAUAAGGCCAAGUAA